AGGAGGCAGGGAAAAGGAGGGCGGCAGCCGCCGCCAAGAAACAAGAGAGGCGCUGCCGCCCUAAGCAGCCAGCCUGCGCCCAAGUGCCGGUGAGCCUGAAGGCGAGGGAGAGAACCUGCUGGGUGACCUCGCUACAAGGGAACUGACUGAAUCUCUAGGAGGGCGGCUGGCUGCCUCACCCCCAUCCCAUUGUCCCCAUUAAUCGCCUCAGGCGACGCCCAGCCCCGCCCCAGCAGGGUCGAAGCCUCCCCCCUCCCCCGCCCCUUUGUCGCCUCCUCCCGGCCGCGCGCGGCCCCAGCGGGGGCGGGCGAGGGGUGGGGCGAGCCCGGGCAGCAUGAUGGCGGCGGCCGAAGCGGGCGGCGAAGAGGGCGGCUCGGGAGCGGGCGGGGAACCGGGGGUCCACCACCGCCCGCCCGCCGACCGGAGCGCCAAGAGCUCCGCCGUCUUCCUGGGAAGCUCCGGCGUCGGGGGCCUGAGCGCCUCGCCCGCGCCGCCGGGCUCCAGGCCUGCCCCUGCGGAGAUGUCCAAGGGCCCUUCGCCGCCGCUCCAGUUUCCCGAGGAUGGCGGCAGCAGCAGCAGCAGCGUCGCCGUGGCCGGGGGCUUCCCUCCGCUGCCGCCGCCCCCGCAGCCGCCGCUGCCGGCCGGCGGGCUGAGCACGGUGGACGAGGGCGACUCGCUGGACGGGCCCGAGUACGAGGAGGAAGAGGUGGCCAUCCCGCUGAACGCGCCCCCCACCAACCAAUGGUAUCAUGGAAAGCUUGACAGAACUAUUGCUGAAGAACGUCUUCGGCAAGCGGGAAAACCUGGAAGUUACCUGAUUCGUGAGAGUGAUCGAAGGCCUGGAUCGUUUGUGCUUUCAUUCCUUAGUAAAACAAAUGUUGUUAAUCACUUUAGGAUUAUUGCCAUGUGUGGUGACUAUUACAUCGGCGGGCGACGGUUUUCUUCACUUUCCGACCUAAUAGGUUAUUACAGUCAUGUGUCGUGUUUGCUUAAGGGGGAGAAAUUGUUUUUUCCUGUAGCACCUCCAGAGCCAGUAGAGGACCGCAGGAGAGUCCGAGCCAUUCUGCCAUACACUAAAGUGCCAGAAACAGAUGAAAUAAGCUUCCUUAAAGGAGACAUGUUUAUUGUCCAUAAUGAAUUAGAAGACGGAUGGAUGUGGGUGACAAAUCUGCGUACCGAUGAGCAAGGCCUGAUAGUAGAAGACCUGGUAGAGGAAGUUGGACGAGAAGAAGAUCCACAUGAAGGAAAAAUAUGGUUCCAUGGGAAGAUCUCCAAACAAGAAGCUUACAGCUUGCUGAUGACAGUUGGUCAGGUGUCAAGUUUUCUUGUGAGACCCUCUGAUAAUACGCCCGGAGACUACUCUCUCUACUUUCGAACCAAUGAAAACAUACAGCGUUUUAAAAUAUGUCCAACCCCAAACAACCAGUUUAUGAUGGGGGGCAGGUAUUAUAACAGUAUUGCAGAUAUCAUUGAGCACUAUAGAAAAGAACAAAUUGUAGAAGGCUACUAUCUGAAAGAUCCUGUCCCAAUGCAGCAUCAAGGACAAGUACUUAAUGACACAGAUGGUAAAGAAAUUUAUAAUACAAUUCGGCGUAAAACAAAGGACACAUUCUAUAAAAAUAUUGUUAAAAAAGGAUAUCUUCUGAAAAAAAGUAAAGGAAAGCGGUGGAAGAACUUGCACUUUAUUUUGGAGGGGAAUGAUGCCCAACUUAUUUAUUUUGAAAGUGAAAAGCGAGCCACUAAACCCAAAGGAUUAAUAGAUCUUAGUGUGUGUUCUGUGUAUGGUGUUCAUGAUAGUCUAUUUGGCAGGCCAAACUGUUUUCAGAUAGUAGUUCAACACUUUAGUGAAGAGCAUUACAUCUUUUACUUUGCAGGAGAAACUCCAGAACAAGCACAAGACUGGAUGAAAGCUUUGCAGACAUUCUGCAAUUUACGAAAAACUAGCCCAGGGACUUCAAAUAAACGUCUUCGUCAGGUCAGCAGUCUUAUACUACAUGUUGAAGAAGCCCACACACUUCCAGCAAAGCAUUUUACUAAUCCUUACUGUAAUAUCUACCUGAAUAGUGUACAGGUGGCAAAAACACAUGUACGAGAAGGACAGAACCCUGUGUGGUCAGAGGAAUUUGUUUUUGAUGAUCUUUCAUCGGAUAUCAAUAGAUUUGAAAUAAGCCUUAGUAAUAAAACAAAGAAGAGUAAAGAUCCGGAUAUAUUGUUUAUGCGGUGCCAGCUAAGCCGACUACAGAAAGGACAGGCAACAGAUGAAUGGUUUCAGCUCAGUUCACACAUACCUCUGAAAGGUAUUGAACCAGGCUCUUUGCGUGUUCGAGCAAGAUACUCUAUGGAGAAAAUAAUGCCAGAAGAAGAAUACAUUGAAUUUAAAGAGUUGGUACUGCAAAAAGAGCUGCAUGUAGUCUAUGCCUUAUCACAUGUAUGUGGACAGGAUCGAACCCUGCUGGCUAGCAUUUUACUGAAGAUUUUUCUUCAUGAAAAACUAGAGGCAUUAUUGUUGCGAACACUAAAUGACAGGGAAAUAAGCAUGGAAGAUGAAGCAACAACCUUAUUUCGUGCGACCACACUGGCAAGUACACUUAUGGAGCAGUAUAUGAAAGCUACAGCCACGCGUUUUGUUCACCAUGCUCUAAAGGACUCUAUUUUAAAGAUAAUGGAAAGCAAGCAGUCUUGUGAGUUAAAUCCUUCAAAGUUAGAAAAAAAUGAAGAUGUAAAUACUAAUUUAUCGCAUCUGCUGAGCAUCCUUUCAGAGCUGGUGGAGAAAAUAUUCAUGGCUGCAGAAAUAUUACCACCGACAUUGAGGUAUAUUUAUGGCUGUUUACAAAAAUCUGUUCAGAACAAGUGGCCGGCCAACACAACCAUGAGAACAAGAGUGGUUAGUGGUUUUGUUUUCCUUCGGCUGAUUUGCCCUGCCAUUCUGAAUCCAAGGAUGUUUAAUAUCAUCUCAGAUUCUCCUUCUCCUACUGCUGCAAGAACAUUGACGCUGGUCGCCAAGUCUGUGCAGAACUUAGCAAAUCUAGUCGAGUUUGGAGCUAAGGAGCCCUAUAUGGAAGGUGUAAAUCCUUUUAUCAAGAGUAACAAACACCAGAUGAUCAUGUUUUUAGAUGAACUUGGGAAUGUCCCCGAACUUCCAGACACUACAGAAUCUUCUAGAACUGACUUGUCACGUGACCUCGCAGCCCUGCAUGAGAUUUGUGUGGCACAUUCAGAUGAGCUUCGAACACUCAGUAAUGAGCGAGGGGCAAUGCAGCAUGUGCUAAAGAAGCUGCUAGCUAUUACAGAACUGCUUCAACAAAAGCAAGAUCAGUAUUCAGUGUCAAACAACAUCAGGUAGCAGCUUUCUGCACCGGAUUUCUGCAUGGAUCUAGCAUGUCCUAUGACGACUUUCACCAAUCUCACUUCCUUCUUGCUCUUGCCAAAAAUAGCACACACGUUUCACAUUCCCAAGUGAUGUGUGAACUAUGCAAAAAGAAAAAGAUACUGUUGGUGACUGUACCAGCAGCUUUAAGCUAUCUGUGCAGGACACUUGCACUUUCUUCCACUUGGAACCAAUUUUCACAACCUCUGAGCCUUGGUGUACAGAUUACCUUCCACAAAGAAAAUGCUGUGACUGUCCCUUGAACAUUAACGUUAUUUCAGCUCCUUCAAUUGCCAAAGUCUUGCUGCCUUUUGAAAAACUAAAUCUAUAUAGUCAACUGCCAAGGAAAUGUUUUGACAGCAAAGAGUAACUGGAUUGAAAACACUUCUUACUGUAAUUAGACUGGUUUAGGACUGCUCACUCUAACUUGUAUUUACAACUUCCAGAGUUUGAUAGAUCUUUGCUGUUCACUUUUUAUACCAUGCUAUUUUUCUUUAGAGUUGUGUUCAAAGAAUAUGCAGACUGUUUUGUCAGCUUUGUGUCUUGACUAUUUUUUUCCAUCAAGGAUUGUAUAUCCAGAUAAAUCAGUGCUUUUUGUAAAAUGUUUACAACAGUAAAUAAUUUGAAUUUAGUAAGUUUGAUUGGCAUGCAUGCGUUCAUUAAACCAUUUUAUAGCAUA
This is a messenger RNA of Hemicordylus capensis (graceful crag lizard), 4046 nucleotides long. RefSeq names its product RAS p21 protein activator 1 (gene RASA1). Gene Ontology annotation, molecular function: protein binding. The record is from RefSeq and is a predicted model, not a curated record. The transcript has 25 exons. Bases 335 to 3343 code for a protein of 1002 amino acids. Gene Ontology annotation, biological process: regulation of GTPase activity. NCBI's taxonomy places the organism in Eukaryota, Metazoa, Chordata, Lepidosauria, Squamata, Cordylidae.